Messenger RNA from Pteropus alecto (black flying fox), 1305 nucleotides. It is a transcript of the gene ZCCHC9, whose product is annotated as zinc finger CCHC-type containing 9. Lineage: Eukaryota; Metazoa; Chordata; Mammalia; Chiroptera; Pteropodidae. The coding region runs from base 8 to 823 and encodes 271 amino acids. The transcript is spliced from 5 exons. The record is from RefSeq and is a predicted model, not a curated record. Gene Ontology annotation, molecular function: nucleic acid binding; zinc ion binding.
UGAAACCAUGACCAGGUGGGCACGAGUUACUACCACACAUAACAAAAGACCCUUGCAGGCAACUUCAUGGGAGGACAUGAAGAAUGGGUCCUUUGAGGAAAAAAGCCAAAACCGACCAAAGAGUAAACAACUUGAAGCCAAUAGGCUGUCCCUUAAAAAUGAUGCACCCCAAGCAAAACACAAAAAGAACAAAAAGAAAAAGGAGUACUUAAAUGAAGAUGUGAAUGGAUUCAUGGAGUACCUAAGGCAAAACUCACAGAUGGUUCACAAUGGGGACAUGAUAGCAACAGACAGUCAGGAAGUAAGGGAAGAAAUUGCAGUUGCUUUGAAGAAAGAUAGUCGUAGGGAAGGAAGACGAUUAAAAAGACAAGCAGCAAAGAAAAAUGCAAUGGUCUGUUUCCAUUGUAGACAACCUGGCCAUGGGAUUGCAGAUUGCCCAGCCGCCCUUGAGAAUCAAGAUAUGGGCACUGGAAUAUGUUACCGGUGUGGAUCCACAGAGCAUGAAAUAACCAAGUGCAAAGCUAAAGUAGACCCAGCUCUUGGUGAAUUUCCUUUUGCGAAAUGUUUUGUUUGUGGGGAAAUGGGGCACCUGUCCAGAGCUUGUCCUGAUAAUCCCAAAGGACUCUAUGCUGAUGGUGGUUCCUGUAGACUUUGUGGUUCUGUGGAACAUUUUAAGAAAGAUUGUCCUCAAAGUCAGAGUUCAGAUCGAAUGGUUACAGUUGGUCGCUGGGCAAAGGGAAUGAGUGCAGACUAUGAAGAAAUUUUGGAUGUGCCUAAACCACAGCAACUCAAAACAAAGAUACCUAAAGUUGUUAAUUUUUGAUAAUGAUUAGUAUGAUCAUAAGUUACCACCUCAUUGUUAAAUUCUGAACUGGGCAUUCUCAGAAGUUGGAGCUGGCAUCCCUUGGAGAAGCCGAUUAUAGAUAUCUAUGUGAUCUGGGCGUGGUCAGUUUCUUGACUACUGUCCAUCAAGGAGUACUUCUUCCACAGAGAAAAUCGCUAAAGAAAAGCAUAAGAUAUUUAAACUGGAUUCUUUAAAAGAACCUAUUUUUAACAGAUAGAACAGGUGUAACUAAGUGGUUAUAUACCUAAAUGUAACACUCAUCUUUUUCUUAAAAACAAAAUUAUGCAUUAAUCUGAACCACUCCUAAACAAAGAGUAAACUGCUUUGCAUUUGGAAAUGAAUUUUUGGUUAUAUUUUUUUCUAGGUUCAAAGUAUCAAUUUAUUAUUAUAGUAGAAAUGUAUAAGUUGCCACAAAACCUGCUAUAUUUUAAAAAUAUUUAAUAAAAACUCAUUUACUAUUA